ACCGCGCCCACAAUGCACCGCGAGGGCCCCGGCGCCGGGGCGUGGCUGAACCUCACGGAGGCGUUCCGCCAGGCCUGACAACGAUAAAAAGACAAUUUUGAAGAUGUUAGUGGCAAAAGGGGCUGUUGAAAACGUCUGCUAUGUUCAGGGAAACUUUAGGGCCUUUAGAUAUCCGCAGUGAGCAAUGAAAAGAAAUUGUGAAGCAAAAAAAGCUCUUCCUCGGGCCGGAAACGCCAUAGGACUCCUGAAUCACGUGGUACACACGCGCCAAAGUCCCAAGUUAAAGAAAUAAAAACGGGGGCUUCCUUAUCCUGCACCUUUAAAAUUGGACUUGGUGAAGUUGGGCGCUGCCUUACAGAGGAUCAUUCUUCCAUGUUUCAAGUCGGCUUUCCUCGCUGUUAACAAGAUCGCUGUAUUCUCCGCAGUAGCUGUAAUGGGUUUUUUGCCUGGUUAGCCGACUUCCGCCCAAGUCCAAAAUGGCGGUUGAGCGUUCCUGACCUUUACGGGGUUGGGCGGUGAUUGCAGUCUGAGCUAGUAGGGGGUGGAGCGGUUAGUAAACCGCAAAUGCAGAAGCUGUUGCGCGGGAGUCAGCCAUGGACUGGAAAGAAAUUCUUCGCCGGCGGUUAGCGACGCCCAACACAGAAAAAAGAAGUGAACAAGAAUUAAAAGAUGAAGAAAUGGAUUUGUUUACCAAAUACUACUCAGAAUGGAAAGGGGAUAGAAAAAACACAAAUGAAUUCUAUAAGACCAUACCCCGGUUUUAUUACAGGUUGCCAGCUGAAGAUGAAGUCUUACUACAAAAAUUAAGAGAGGAAUCCAGAGCUGUCUUUCUCCAGAGGAAAAGCAGAGAACUGUUAGAUAAUGAAGAAUUACAGAACUUAUGGUUUUUGCUGGAUAAGCACCAGACACCACCUAUGAUUGGAGAGGAAGCAAUGAUUAAUUAUGAAAAUUUUUUGAAGGUUGGUGAAAAAGCUGGACCAAAGUGCAAGCAGUUUUUCACAGCAAAAGUCUUUGCUAAACUCCUUCAUACAGACUCUUAUGGAAGAAUUUCUAUCAUGCAGUUCUUCAAUUAUGUCAUGAGAAAAGUUUGGCUUCAUCAGACAAGAAUAGGACUCAGUUUAUAUGAUGUUGCUGGACAAGGGUACCUUCGGGAAUCUGAUUUAGAAAACUACAUAUUGGAACUUAUCCCUACUUUGCCACAAUUAGAUGGGCUGGAAAAGUCUUUUUACUCCUUCUAUGUUUGUACAGCAGUUAGGAAGUUCUUCUUCUUUUUAGACCCUCUAAGAACAGGGAAGAUUAAAAUUCAAGAUAUUUUAGCAUGCAGCUUCCUAGAUGAUUUAUUGGAGUUAAGGGAUGAGGAACUGUCCAAGGAGAGUCAAGAAACGAACUGGUUUUCUGCACCUUCUGCCCUAAGGGUAUAUGGCCAGUAUUUGAAUCUUGAUAAGGAUCACAAUGGUAUGCUCAGUAAAGAAGAACUGUCCCGCUAUGGAACAGCAACCAUGACCAAUGUCUUCUUAGAUCGCGUUUUCCAGGAGUGUCUCACUUAUGAUGGAGAAAUGGACUAUAAGACCUACCUGGACUUUGUUCUUGCGUUAGAAAAUCGAAAAGAACCUGCAGCUCUGCAGUAUAUUUUCAAAUUACUUGAUAUUGAGAACAAAGGCUAUCUGAAUGUCUUUUCACUUAAUUACUUCUUUAGGGAUGAAAUCUUUGACAUGGUUAAACCAAAGGAUCCUUUGAAAAUCUCUCUUCAGGAUUUAAUCAACAGUAAUCAAGGAGACACAGUCACCACCAUUCUAAUCGAUCUGAAUGGCUUCUGGACUUAUGAGAACAGAGAAGCUCUUGUUGCAAAUGACAAUGAAAACUCUGCAGACCUUGACGAUACAUGAUCUCUCAAAAGACUAGACUGUGUUCAUUAAGAUAAGCUUGAAUGCUGCAUGCAAAACCUUUCAAGCACAAUCCUUAGAAACAGUCUAAA
This is a messenger RNA of Neomonachus schauinslandi (Hawaiian monk seal), 1975 nucleotides long. It is a transcript of the gene PPP2R3C, whose product is annotated as protein phosphatase 2 regulatory subunit B''gamma. The transcript has 12 exons. NCBI's taxonomy places the organism in Eukaryota, Metazoa, Chordata, Mammalia, Carnivora, Phocidae. Gene Ontology annotation, cellular component: centrosome; spindle. The coding region runs from base 594 to 1886 and encodes 430 amino acids. The record is from RefSeq and is a predicted model, not a curated record. Gene Ontology annotation, biological process: B cell homeostasis; cortical cytoskeleton organization; T cell homeostasis.